AUGCUAUCAACGUGUGAUCUUCUCCCAGGACCUUCACACGAGAAUGAAGAUGAAAGCAAUCUUUGGCAAUCAACAGAUAGUACCACAUUGUCGCAUAAUACCGCAUGGCGCAGUACUUCUUCUGCUGCUAAUGCUAUAUUGGAAUAUAUUCUGAUGGCACCAACUUCGGCUGCAAUACCAUUACAUGAACAACCGGUAACAUUUCUUAACCAGAAUCGAUCAUAUGAAAUUAAAUGUCGUAAAUGUGCAUUUGAACCAUGUUCUGAUGGACAAGAGUCAUAUUACAAGACAGUGAUAACCAUUUGUUUCGACAACCAGAAGUUGCGUUAUCAGAUGAAUGAUUUAAUGGAAAUAUGGAAGACGAAAAAUCCAGGAAAACGCUUCUUCACGCUAGAUAUGCCGCGCUGUUCAAAUGUAUCACACGUUAAAUAUGCAUUACGUUCAGCUGAAUUUGUUUGGGAUGGUUCGCUACCGAAUGCUGCUUUAUUUAUCAAAUUUUUCGUUUUAAGCUCCGAUUUUGUCGAUAGCUGCGGUGAGAAAGGAGAACCAUUUCGGCUCGUUUUCCAAACUUAUUCUUGGAGAUCAUCCGAACUUUUGCAGCAAAAUAGUUCGCUAAUUCAAAUUUUCAAGCUUCGUGGUGCGGAAAGGAAGAGAAGAACAGAGCGGAAGAAAGCAACACUACAUGCGAAUCAGGAACAAUAUCAACCAUCAUAUGAUUAUACUUUCUUGUUGGGUGCAGAUUUCGACUAUGAUGUAGAUAAUGAAGAAAGAGUAACUCCUACCGAAGAAAUCGAUUACAUCGGAACAUCAUUGGGAAGGAGUAGACUUCUACGUAUUCCAGCUAAAUUAGAUGAUACGGAACAAACGAUGGCGAAAAGGCAUUGUAACUUACUGGUAGAUAGUAAUUAUUCACGAGAAAACUCAGUAAUUGAAGCAGAUAUGAAUGAAGUGCGUAUUUGUGCUAACCAUUCGGCAGCUUUUGUUACGAAAUGGCUGGAAUUGCACCGUUUUACCAACUGCGUUCAUAUUUUUGACAAUUACAGUGGAGAAGAUAUUCUUCGGCUGAGCAUACUCGAUUUGACCUCUUUGAUUGGCGAUAAACCGGAAGCUUUACGUUUAUUCCAGGCGUUACGUAAAAAAGCGCUUGAACCACAGUUAACUAUUUUUGUGGCAAUAGAAGGAAGUAACAUAUACAACAUGAUAAGAUUGUACGAUGGGACUAUGGAUGAGUUGAAGGAGAAAAUGGGAAAAAUGGUCGGUAUUGUAGUGAGACAAAUAUUCGUUCGCGGACCGCUUGAUAUUCUGGUCCGCGUUACUGAUCAGGUUAUUGAAAGUUGGAAAAAUGAAUCGGUAUUUCGAAUAUUGCGAAGAGAUAAUGAAUGCACGUUAGUAGCAGAAUCGUGAAAUUUCAUUGAUAAAUGAUCUUAAC
Loa loa (African eye worm) is the source of this 1429-nucleotide messenger RNA. RefSeq lists its product as hypothetical. Gene Ontology annotation, biological process: regulation of transcription by RNA polymerase II. Gene Ontology annotation, molecular function: DNA-binding transcription activator activity, RNA polymerase II-specific; RNA polymerase II cis-regulatory region sequence-specific DNA binding. Gene Ontology annotation, cellular component: nucleus. The record is from RefSeq and is a predicted model, not a curated record. Lineage: Eukaryota; Metazoa; Nematoda; Chromadorea; Rhabditida; Onchocercidae. Bases 1 to 1404 code for a protein of 467 amino acids. The transcript has 10 exons.